Hippoglossus stenolepis (Pacific halibut) is the source of this 1213-nucleotide messenger RNA. It is a transcript of the gene ten1, whose product is annotated as TEN1 subunit of CST complex. Lineage: Eukaryota; Metazoa; Chordata; Actinopteri; Pleuronectiformes; Pleuronectidae. The record is from RefSeq and is a predicted model, not a curated record. The transcript is spliced from 3 exons. Gene Ontology annotation, biological process: negative regulation of telomere maintenance via telomerase. Gene Ontology annotation, cellular component: CST complex. The coding region runs from base 121 to 507 and encodes 128 amino acids. Gene Ontology annotation, molecular function: single-stranded DNA binding; telomerase inhibitor activity; telomeric repeat DNA binding.
AACAGAGGGGGAGGCGGAGACUGGCGGAGCACGUGACCUGCAUCCCGGAAGCAACACACACUUUUGAUUUCGUGUCCAGCCUGCGUUUUGUUUGAUGUUUUUGUGUUUUGGAUCAAGACGAUGCUUCCAGCUGCUGCAGCUUUUCAUUUCCCCUGGGAAAUAAGCACCGGGUCGGUCCAGGAAGGAGGAUCAGUGAGGACGUUCGGCAGACUUGUCUGCUAUCAGCCUGAGGAGUCCAGAGCUACGCUGUCAGCUCAGCAUGCUUCCAAAGAGCACCAUGUGGUCGUCCACACAAUGUUUGUGGAGCCCUUUAACCCAAUAAUUGGAGCCCAGUACAUAGUUCUGGGUGAAACAGAAAAUUCUGAGGGGGUUGGCCACAUGGUCCGUGCCCGUGUGCUGAACUGUGUUGAUGGUGUCAACAUAGCACUGCUGCAGAAAGCCAUCAAUGAGCAAAGAAGCUUCUUCAGGGAGAGGGAGUGUGAGCAGGGUAAAGCAGAUGCAACCUGAUCAGGGUCUUCAGUCUGCAGGUUUCCCAGGGUGCUUGUUGAUCGUCAGGGCCACGGCUGUCAUAGAAGCUCCGGUGAAAUUCAAGACUGAUUGUUUAUGUGUAAAAGACAUGGGUUUACUUUUUGGCAGUUAAUAUGAAAACCUUGUUUAUGUCUGACCAUAACAAAUGUCUGCUCUUUCUCAGGAUGAAAACUGCAAAUUAAUGGUUUGAUAAUAGGAUUUACUGUUUGGUCAAAGACGAACCAAACAGAUAUUUUGGAUCUGUACUUUAAAAGUAUGAUGCAUUUUACUAAUGUCUCUGUCUUUAGAUUUAAAUAGUAAUAUAUUUUAAUAUAAUACACAUUUGUCAGUGCUUCAAUUUUUGUUAUGGUGUAUGGUACCAGUCAAAAACAUUGACUGUUAGAUAUGUCAUACUGUAUGUGGAUCAUGUAAUAAAGAUAAAAUCAAAACUUUGUAGAUUAAUUCAAAUUACUUUAAUAUUAGCAAAACAUAUAAAAUAUUUAAAAUAUCAAUACCAAACACUUGGCACUGAUCAGAGGGUUUAAAAGGUGUCUGUCAAGGUGAAAUAUCAGCUACAUUUAUGCAGCUUGGUGUAGUCUUGCUUGUAAUAUAAAAUUCGAAGAAUCUUUUUUCUCCCCUAUCGGAUUUGUUCUUUUCAUUUUCGAGUCUGAAGACAUGCUACUAAUAAAUCGAGAAGUCACUUGUA